AAGAAUGGAAACGAAGCGGCGGGAGUCACGGGCGCAUGCGCAGUGGUGCAGAUGAUGGAAGCGUUGAGAAAGUUGAGUUCAGUGCGACUCGUUGGAUGGAGGAAGGAGGGUCGAUUCGUUUUUAUCACCGGCACUCCAACCCCCUCGUUCCACUGUUGUUUAUUCAUUCACCCGCGGAUAUCAAUUCAUCAUUACCAUCACUAUUUUUACCGAAAAGUGUGCAUGUGUACCAGUGCAGUUGUGAGUAAACGGUUCAGUAAAAAAUUCAAUCAUGAGUGCAAUAUCGUUUUUGUGGGUGACUUUUGGAUUUUUGUGGCUCGCGUGCUACGGAGUGCAGGGAAAAAUCAACUGCGGCCUUGUGAGGCCCUAUUUUCAGGCCCAGGGCUUUCCACCCAGUGAUAUACCCAAGGAUCCCAUAUCAUCCAAGGAAUUGAGAUCAUGUGGUGGCAUAAGUAGCGGCGGAGAGGUCUGCUGUUCAGCGGAUAUGGAGCUGAGACUUCAAGCUCGUGCCCGGGACAGACAUGAAAAAGCCACGAGAUCAACACUACAGAGGCUUCAACAACUCCUCGUAACUAGAGGCACACGAUUUCACAGUUUUUUCAAAGAGUUGUUGGCAGCAUCGAAGAAGGGAUUUCACGAGAUGUUCAAGAAAACGUAUGGGAUUUUGUAUGAACAAAAUUCAUAUGUCUUCACGGAUUUGUUCAAGGAACUUGAGAAUUACUACACCAAGGGAACAGUGAACUUGGACGAUGUGAUGGACAAUUUCUUCAACACCCUCUACCAGAAGAUGUUUACGGUUCUGAACGGUCAAUACAAUUUCGACGAUAAGUACCUGGAGUGCGUCGGCAAUCACAUGAAGGAGAUGCGACCCUUCGGGGAUGUCCCACAGAAAUUGGGGGUGCAGAUUAAAAGAUCGUUCAUAGCAACGAGAGCUUUCAGCCAGGCACUCACAGUCGCUGCUGAUGUCCUGAAGAAUAUGCAAACGCUGAAGGCAUCACCGGAGUGUGCAGCCGCUCUAACCAGAAUGACAGCCUGUCCCUCGUGCAGUGGAAUACCCGGUAAUGUUCUAGCAUGCGGUGACAUGUGUGCCAACGUCAUGAAGGGAUGUCUUGCUCAACAUGCUGCACUCGACGCUGAAUGGAAUCAUUUCGUCGAAGCCGUAGGAAAAGUCGCUGAGAGACUGCUGGGACCAUUCAACAUCGAGAUGCUAGUGCGACCGAUAAACCUGAAAAUUUCAGAAGCCAUAAUGAAUUUCCAAGAGAAUAGUCAAGACGUCUCUCAACGCGUCUUCAGUGGCUGCGGUCGGCCCGUUUUGGGGAGAAGACGUAGACGAAGACGAGAGAGUCAACACGAUAUCGAUACGGAAUCCUCGAAUUUCGAUCAGGAGGCCGUCGACGAGGAUGGCAGGUCCUCGACUGCUGCGAUGCUCGAUAAACUCGUCAAAGAAAUUAGGCAGAGGGUCAGGGACUCCAGGCAAUUCUGGAUUUAUCUCCCUUAUCAGCUAUGCAACGACGGAUUAGUCGUGCCCCCGAGUAACACCAAAGAGUGCUGGAAUGGCACUCAUGUUGACAAGUACCUCUAUCCGGUAUCGUCAGACGGUGAGACUCAAACUUUGAAUCCGGAGGUGAGGGGCAGUGGCCCGAGGCCUUCGAUAGUUAAGGACCAAGUGUUUGCCCUCACUACCAUCACCAGUAGAUUGAGAUCGGCGUUCAACGGACAGGAUGUUGACUGGGCGGAUACAGAGGAGACGUUGUACGGCUCAGGCAGUGGCUCAGGAGAUGGUCUCGAUGAGGAGGAUCCCAUAACAGAUGACGAGGAUGGCUUCCGCGAGGAGUCCUCAGGGUACGAGCCAGUGCCAUCGGUGCCCCAGACACCCCAGGUUAUUCAGCCCCUGGUGCCACCUGAGGUACCCCGAAGGAUCGAUAUAACACCCAAAAUACCCACCGUCAUCGACACCAACACAAAUAUUAUCACUCCACACAACAACAAAACAACAAAUGCUGUUGAAAAUGGAGCAAACAGACAGCAAAUAUCGUUGUCACGUGCUCUGACGUCUUAUCUAUUCCCAAUAGCUGUUAUGUGGUUCGGUGGAUGUCUCACCGAGUGGCUGUGAUCAUAAAAUAUUCGCGAUCGUGUGACUUUUGUAAAUAAAUGGAAAAGUUUUGGAAGACGUAGGGAUCGGGGACUCGAGUGAGACGUCGAAAGUGUCUCGGGACAGGAUUUUUCAGUGCUCCCGGUGAUCUCAGAUGAAGAAGAUGGGACGAUGACCGAUGUGCCAUUUUUUUCCGAUUUUAUUAUCAAGACCUUUUUACAGUGGGGGAUGUGAAAAAGUGUAACUCACUCAGUCUUUCGAUAUUGUUGCUGUCGAGGGGGAGUUUAUGGUCUCGUGGGAUGAAAUGGGGAGAUGCGAUUUUUCUUUUACACUGUUGUUGAAUCUUUACUGAAUUUCAAGAAAUUUUUUUCAUUGAUAAUUCAGCGAUUUUUUGAACAGUGUCGCUGGGCUCCUGUGAAAUAGUCACCAGCUCUGAAGAAUAGGUAAGCGAUGCACUGAGUAUACGAGAAAAUGAGUUACAGGACUGAAUAUUUAUUAGGAUUGCUUUUUUCGUUUGGAUCAUGUGUUCGCUGUUGUUCCUCAAUCUUCUCUCUUGAUCCACUGAAGGAUCGAGUGGGGAGUCAUCGUUCGAUGUUGAUGGGCUCUCAUCACCUCUUUUUUCUCUAUUCUUUUUUUUUAUCUUUCUACUGUAAUGUAAAGUGUAAAUAGUCGCGGAGAGGAUGAUGAAAAUCUGACGAUUGUAUCAUUUUUCAAUCCCUCGGAUUUCCAUUAUUCUCUCGAGUGGUAUUGUAAGUUUUAUUGGUGUCUUAAGGAAGUGCUAAAGUUAGGAGAAUAUUUCGAAUUUGUUGGAACGUGUCUCAUUGGUUAAUUACUACAUCCUCUGCUCCAAAUUAUCAUAAUGUUUAUUAUUAUAAUGUUUAUUUAUCAUAAAACGGGAGAUAAUAUUCCACAUUUCAGACGAUUUGAAGCCAAAGAAAUUAAAAUUUCAAUUCAUUAAUUUUUUUCAGUUUCAGAGCUCUCGCUCCAUUCUCCAAUCACUCAAUUUAAUUAUCAAUUUCAAUUCAUUAAAAACCGCUGUGAAUGUAAAAUAACUCAUGAGACACGUUUUGUAAAAUCCGCGUUGGGUGACUAAAAUUGAAUUAAUUAAGGAUGAAUGCUACAAAAUAACAGGCUCCUGUGAUAAAAUCAAAUAAAUGAACAAAAUUAAUGAAUUGUGCGGAGAAAAAUAACCAUUGACGAAGGUAAAAUAACAAAAUAAUAGAGAUGAUAUACAAAUCUAGUGAAAUAUUCAAUUGAAUAACUAGUACGGUUAAGUUCUUUAUUUGUCCAUAUGUAUACAUAGUGGGUAUGUAUUUGCGGAUAUUAACAAUUCAUUAUCCCCAGAAUUAGUAGAACUUCUCUUUUGUUCUUCACCAAUGUUUGUAAUGUGAACGAGUGAAAUGUCUUUGAAAAAUGACAGGCAACAGGGUUUUUCGCGUAUUUGUAUAAAAUUUAUGACGAUUAUUCGUUUAGAAUAAUUUUUGUACUAUUUUUUUUAACUAAAAAAAAAUGUAUGAAACGCAAACAAUCGUACGAAAACAAUAAUUUAUAAAAGUAAAUAUUCAAAUUAUUCGUGGCAAUGGAUGAAGAAAAUAAUGUGAAUCAUGUUGACAAUUGUGUGAAGUAAUUUAUUUCUAUUCGAUGAACUAUUUGUAUGAAAACUAUAUAGAUUUAAUGACAGAUAUAAAUUAAUUUAAUGAAAACUUAAUGUAAUAGGUGUUUCCUAACUUUGGAGAUAAAGUUUUACAUUCAUUUUAAUAAGAUUCUGGUUUGUUUUACUGUACCAAUGGAGGAAAAUUCCCAGAACUCGGUGAGAUUAAUCUCGAGACAAUUUAUUCGACGCAGCAAAUGUGUAGACAUAAACAACAAAUAUAUAAGCUGAUACAUAAUGACGAUGCGUACAGAUUUUAUAUUUUCAUUCAUUAUCUUAUCAGAAUGUUUCCGCGGUUUUUCGCCCCGGCAAAAAUUUAUCAAUUGCCCGUUCAAUUUCCUCGAAAUAAUAAAGAAAAAAAUUACAAUCACAUCGUUACAUCGCUGGAGUAAUGGACAGGCUUCAUGGAUAUGUAAAUUUCACGGAUGCAUUAUUAAUGGAUUUGAUUAAUGUAGGGGCGGGGACUACGGAGGCAUUCGGCUUUGAUCAGUCCUUUUAUACAGCCGUCAAUAAAUGAAAAUGAAAACCAAUCCGAAUUUCUAUUCAUUUCCCUCAACCACUCCUUACCCCUUUCAUUAAUUUAAAAAAAUAGUCAAUCAAAAUGGUCGGAUGAAUAAGAAUACAGAAGAUGUAUAUUUCUCUGGUUACAAUUUUUAUUUUACAGAAAAAUACAAAGUCUUGUAUAGAUAAAUCAAACUUUGCCUUUCCUCAAUAUUUCAAUGGCUGAAUGAAUAAUAAAACAAUAUAAAAUUAUUUUCGUGGUAUAGAAUAAAGACGAGAAUACGAACUCCAAUGGAACGGGAUAAAUUUUGUUGAUAUUUUAAUAAACAUAGUCCUAAUACGAGAACAGAUAAAAUACCAAUGACACGUGAUUACCAAAAAUCUUAAUUACCUAGAAAAAAAAAUACCUCGUUAUGACUCUAAACAUUAAUUCACCAAAAAUUCUUGCUGCGAUAUUGACUAAGGUGAAUUGAAUCGACGAAAAAAUAUGGCAUUAAAAAAUAAAUUGAUUAAUUCUAUAAUUGAAAUAUAGUGAGAAAUAUAUUUAGGACGAAACACUACUGAAUAUCAUAUUUUUCACCGAUAAAUUUCGAUACAUGUGAUAUUAUUGAUUCAAUACCAAAUCAUUCCACCACUCGGAAAAUUCAAUACAAAAUACCGAUAAAAAAACUCAGAGCAAAGUGUCAGCUUGAUUAAAUUUUUGAAAUCCAGUAAUAAAGAAGUAUAGAAUUCUUAUAAAAAAAUAAAAAAUAUUUAUCACCUACAGGAAUAGUACGAGGACGAUCCAUUGAUCCUCCAAUAAAAGGACAUGCACAAACGUCUACCCUAUCCUGACUGAUUUAUCCUUACGAUUGCAUUAUUUAGUACGAAUUGCAAUAUUGGAGAGCUCUAAAUCGAGGGGAUUUCCAUGAUUUUUUUAUUCCGAUAAGACGUCCCUCGGAAAAUUGAACGUCUAAACAAUUAAUAUUCAGUAAGCAAGUGUUAAAUAUCGAUUUAUCAAAGAAACUAUUGAUUUCAGAAGAAAAUUAUUUUAAAAAAUGUCACUGCCACUUGAAUACUGAAUUAAUUGUUAAUUGUUAUCCUCAAUCGUGCUUUAGACACCACGACACCCUGCGACAAGAAUUUUGAGCCCUGUUGUACGAAUUAAUCCGAGGCUCCACUAAUUGAGUACCAAAAAGAUAAA
Molecule: messenger RNA, 5427 nt
Organism: Fopius arisanus
Lineage: Eukaryota; Metazoa; Arthropoda; Insecta; Hymenoptera; Braconidae
Gene: dlp
Product: dally-like
Biological process (GO): cell migration; regulation of signal transduction; regulation of protein localization to membrane
Cellular component (GO): plasma membrane; cell surface; synapse
Source: RefSeq, a predicted model, not a curated record